AUGAGUGAGUCUCUGACUGAGGACCAGAUAGCUGAGUUCCGUGAAGCCUUCACUCUCUUUGACACUGAUGGAGAUGGCAACAUUAGUACAAAGGAGUUGGGCACGGUGAUGCGGUCCGUGGGCCAGAACCCGACUGAGGCGGAUCUGCAAGAAAUGGUUGCAGAAGUUGAUGAGAAUCGGACAGGUGUGAUACGUUUCAAAGACUUUCUCAAUCUGAUGGUGCGCAAAAUGCGCGAGACCGAUACAGAGGAGGAGCUGAUUGAAGCGUUCCAGGUCUUUGACCGCGAAGGCAAUGGUCUGAUUACGGCCCAGGAACUGCGUCAUGUCCUCACGCAGUUGGGCGAGAAACUGUCACCGGAAGAAGCCGACUUGAUGAUCUCCGAGGCUGAUGUGGACGGCGACGGUCAAAUAAACUAUGAGGAAUUUGUCAAGAUGAUGAUGGCCAAAUAA
Messenger RNA from Gregarina niphandrodes, 450 nucleotides. Its product is annotated as calmodulin. Gene Ontology annotation, molecular function: calcium ion binding. The record is from RefSeq and is a predicted model, not a curated record. Bases 1 to 450 code for a protein of 149 amino acids. Gene Ontology annotation, cellular component: myosin II complex. The transcript is spliced from 2 exons. NCBI's taxonomy places the organism in Eukaryota, Apicomplexa, Conoidasida, Eugregarinorida, Gregarinidae.